UAUGGUAUCUUGAUGUGACUUCGAGAUGAACGAAGCUUUUGCGUGUAUUUUAAUGAUAUUACUGUAAUCUCCCCCAAAAUCAUUGAACCACUGAUCCAAAAAUCUCUUACGGAAGAUCAAGCAAUCGAUUUUCCCCCAAAUUCAGGCCGAAAGAUGAACGAUGUCGAUGUGUCAAACCAGAUUCAACAGAUGGUCAGAUUCAUCCGUCAAGAAGCGGAAGAAAAAGCCAACGAGAUCUCCGUAUCCGCCGAAGAAGAAUUUAACAUUGAGAAGUUGCAAUUAGUGGGGGCUGAGAAAAAGAAAAUCCGACAGGAGUAUGAGCGCAAACAGAAACAAGUUGAAGUUCGAAAGAAAAUUGAGUAUUCUAUGCAGCUCAAUGCUUCGCGGAUCAAAGUUCUUCAAGCUCAGGAUGACUUGGUUACCUCCAUGAGAGAGGCAGCAUCAAAGGAUCUAUUAAAUGUGAGCCAUCACAAGUUUCAACACCAGCAUAACUACAAAGAACUGUUGAAAGCUCUCAUUGUCCAGGGUUUACUCAGACUGAAAGAAUCAUCUGUGCUGAUGCGGUGUCGGGAAGAUGAUAUACAUACAGUGGAAUCUGUUCUGCACUUAGCUAAGGAGGAGUAUGCAGGAAAAGCACAUGUUCAUCCACCUGAGAUCAUUAUCGACCACAUCAACCUUCCAUCUGCUCCUUCCCCUGAUGAUCCUCAUGCUCUUUCCUGCUCCGGAGGUGUAGUUUUGGCUUCUCGUGAUGGUAAGAUUGUGUUUGAAAACACACUUGAUGCUAGAUUGGAUGUUAUAUUCCGUGGGAAACUUCCGGAGAUUCGCAAACUGUUGUUUAGCCAGGUUGCUGCUUAGCAGGUACACAAUAUGUUGUAUCUAUUUAUUUUUCUGGCUGUUGGUCGGAGUAAUUCAUGUAUUUUCGGGUCAUUUUGUGUUAUUGUAUCUGCUUAGUAAACCUUAUUUUCUAUUUUAAGCCAUAGUGAAAGACAAAGCUUUCAUUUGUUUGCAUAAUAUCAGUAUCCCAGGUGUAGCUGCUGUUUUAUAUGCAUACAUUCUUUGAAGGAUUUGUUACAUGUGUGUUACCCUUUUCAAUC
This is a messenger RNA of Cynara cardunculus var. scolymus (artichoke), 1094 nucleotides long. RefSeq names its product V-type proton ATPase subunit E-like. Bases 154 to 855 code for a protein of 233 amino acids. The transcript has 6 exons. Gene Ontology annotation, cellular component: proton-transporting two-sector ATPase complex, catalytic domain. The record is from RefSeq and is a predicted model, not a curated record. Gene Ontology annotation, molecular function: proton-transporting ATPase activity, rotational mechanism. Lineage: Eukaryota; Viridiplantae; Streptophyta; Magnoliopsida; Asterales; Asteraceae. Gene Ontology annotation, biological process: proton transmembrane transport.